This is a messenger RNA of Tachysurus vachellii, 3723 nucleotides long. RefSeq names its product major facilitator superfamily domain containing 1 (gene mfsd1). Gene Ontology annotation, biological process: transmembrane transport. The transcript is spliced from 16 exons. Gene Ontology annotation, molecular function: transmembrane transporter activity. The record is from RefSeq and is a predicted model, not a curated record. Bases 62 to 1450 code for a protein of 462 amino acids. NCBI's taxonomy places the organism in Eukaryota, Metazoa, Chordata, Actinopteri, Siluriformes, Bagridae. Gene Ontology annotation, cellular component: lysosome.
CAAAAAAUUUCUUUAGUAGCUCUUCAUUGAAGUCUCCGAGAGAUUGAGAGACUGUACGGAAAUGGCUGAAUGUUACGAAAACCAAGGGCUUUUAGAUGAAAAAGAGUGUGAUGGUGGACACAGAAGACGCAUGUCUCCGUUUUGUGACCCGAAUCAUUUACUGCACCGAAUUGUCGUUCUUGUUUUUAUGUGUUUUUUGGGAUUCGGAAGCUACUUCUGUUAUGACAAUCCUGCUGCUCUUCAGAAACAAGUCAUCAAGGAUAUGCAGUUAAACACCUCCAAAUUCAUGCAGCUUUAUGCCUGGUACUCAUGGCCCAAUGUAUUUCUCUGUUUUCUGGGAGGAUUUUUGCUGGACAGGGUGUUUGGCAUCAGGUUGGGGACAGUCAUUUUUGCCCUCUUUGUGUGUGUCGGACAGGUAAUAUUUGCCCUUGGUGCUUUGGUCAACCAUUUCUGGCUGAUGGAAUUUGGGCGCUUUAUUUUCGGUAUUGGAGGAGAAUCUUUGGCUGUGGCUCAGAACACGUACGCAGUGAAUUGGUUCAAGGGGAAGGAGCUUAACCUGGUAUUCGGCUUGCAGCUCAGCAUGGCGAGAGUGGGCAGCACAGUGAACAUGAACAUCAUGAGCUGGGUGUAUGAUAUAAUGACUGACGUGUUGGGGCACACGGGUCACUUCACUCUCGGAGCUGCACUCAUGAUCGCGGCUUCGACAUGCGUCUUAUCUCUGAUCUGUGCUCUGUUACUGGCCUACUUUGACAAGCGAGCAGAGAGGAUACUCAACAAGGAGCAGGGAAAAACCGGUGAAGUGAUCAAACUGACGGACGUAAAAGACUUCCCUUUGCAACUGUGGAUGAUCUUCAUCAUCUGUGUGGGAUAUUAUGUGGCCAUAUUCCCAUUUAUUGGCUUGGGACAGGUUUUCUUCAUUGAGAAGUUUAACUUCUCUCCGACCCAGGCGAGAGCGAUCAACAGCAUUGUGUACGUCAUCUCUGCUCCAGCCUCCCCUGUAUUGGGUUUCAUGGUGGAUAAAACAGGCAAGAACAUCACAUGGGUUCUGUUUGCUGUGGUCGCCACGCUAAUUGCUCACAUGAUGUUGGCUUUCACCUUCUGGAACCCCUGGAUUGCUAUGGUCCUCUUGGGUAUGUCAUAUUCACUGUUGGCCUGCGCUCUCUGGCCAAUGGUGGCGUUUGUAGUUCCAGAGCACCAACUGGGCACAGCAUAUGGAUUUAUGCAGUCCAUACAGAACCUGGGUUUGGCACUUAUCUCUAUGGCAGCAGGAGGGAUUCUUGACAGCAAGGGUUACCUCUUCCUGGAGGUUUUCUUCUGUGCAUGCAUCUGCUUGUCCCUGAUAGCAGUGGUAGUGCUUUACUUUGUGGAUUUUAUCCGAGGUGGAGACCUAAACCUUUCAGCCUCAGCCCGAGCCAAACUCCAGAAGGGCUUGUCUGCUGAUUCAGAGUGAUAGAUGUGUCACUGGCUCCACCCUUCCUGCUGUGAUCUGUCUCACUGGACACCUCACCUGUCAAUCACUCACCUAUGGGCAUUUCUGCACUACUUAUUCUUCUUCAUCACACUGACCGGUCUAAUCUCAUCCCAGCAGUCUAGGGGCCUCUCAAUCAGCGCAGAUAGAACUUCUUCCUGCAGAUAGAACUUUUAAUAAUGCUGUGUUAAAUGUACAGGCUGAGAGGGGAUGGAAUCGAUUUGUCUGGUUGGGUCACACCGGAGACGACAUCCUGCUACUCUCUUAACUCCACCUCAGGGCAGCUGGCACUCAGUUAUGGACACUGAAAAUACCACUUUCUUUUUACUCUUGUUAUCAUUUGGGUCAGUUGUUUCCACAGAACUUUGCACUGGUGAAUCUUCAUCACCUGGGAUGUAGCUUAUCAUUUGUCUCUUCACAGGUUCACGGCCAAGUUGUGGCUCUUUCUAGCAUAUAUACUGUAAGACCUCACUUGUCAGAUGAGUCAGGUUUAUUACUUCUGGUUUUCUUUUAUUUUAAUUAUUAUUAUUUUAUCUAUAUUUUGUUCCAAUCUUAACAAUUGUUCAAAUCAUUUUAAAUAUAAAUAGUGACCUUACAAUUGCAUGUAGUUAAGUAAUCAGCAUGUGUAGUAUCUGUUCCAAGGUAUAUUCUUUGGCAUUCAUCAAGGAAAUUGAGAACUGAUGUCAUAACUCCAAAUACUAUGACCGUAAUUAUACUGUGUGUGUGUCUCUGUGUCUGUUUGUCUUUGUGUCUGUGUGUGUCUGUGCGUGUCUCUGUGUGUCUCUGUGUCUGUAUGUCUGUAUGUCUGUCUAUCUGUGUCUGUGUGUCUGUCUGUGUCUUUGUGUGUGUCUGUCUGUGUGUGUGUUCUGUAUGUAUAUAUUUGAACUCAAAAGAUUUAUCAGAACUUUUUUAAAUAUUUCAGAGUUUAGGAUAUUUGCCAUGGCGGUUUGUUUGGGAAUUUUAUAUUCAAAGCAAGUAUUGUAGGAGCAAUUUAAUGCUUUGUCCUCUUAUUUUAUACAUAUACAUAUUGUCUUUUAUUUUCUCUUGUUAAAUGGAGGCUAAAGGCUAAUGUUAACAGCAAAUAUGCUUUAAAAUGAUUUCCAUGUAUCUGCAUUUCAAAAUUCAUUUAUGUUGAUUAACCUCAUAGGACUUACAGUACUUAAGAGGCUGGCGGCGUGUUCCGGUUUUUAACAUGCCACGUGCCAGUUUCUGCUUUCACCUGUAAAGACGCUCAAAGAAAGGCGGAUACAAGAGGGUUGUUUUUAAUAGGUUUUUAAUAAAUUUUGUUUUUUUUCUUUUUUUAAAUACUAACACGUUUUUGCUUAGCUUACCCGAAACCACAUCGUACUUGGUGAUUUGUACAAUCCGUUUCCUUCAGUCUUACUGCUUUAUUAACUAGCUAUCAGAUAAAAGUAAUAAAGAUAAAUCAGCCCUCAUGUUGGAUGUAAUGGUAAUCUUAAACAACUUCAUCCAUCUUAUUUGCGGUAGGUUCUACUUCUAAAGUCUGCUUGAUUAAUAGCUAAGCUAGUGUGUUCCUGGGGAAAUAACAAGGAAGUCAAUGAGGGUCUUUUAAGGACAAUCUUCCAAUCCAUGUAUCCAAGAAUGUUUAGUCUUGUUUACUUUGGAAUCUGAGUAAGUGAUUUUUGUUCAGAGCACUUAUUGCCAACUGGUUUUCCUUUAUUAGUAAAAUUUUUUGCACUUCUAAGCAAUAAAAUAGUGAAUAGGAACGCUUUGCCAUUAGGACAGAAAUCUUGGAUACAAACGCUUUGGCUUCACACUAAUCAUUGCAAAUGAAUUCAUAUUAACCUCGUAGCAUAAUGAUGAAUACCAGAAAAACUGACAGACUCUACUCUGCAAACUAUGGGAGAAGAAUAAUAAUGGGUUGUGUUGAAACUUUCUCAGUAUUCCCAUUGGGAUUGAGCUUUUAUCUUGCUGUUAGUUGUUUAAUAUGGAAAUGAGUUACUGCAUUUGUGACUGUGUAAUUAGGUUGAUUAAAGACUAUUGUGAAACGUUUGUAAGGGCGACGAGGUCCCCGUUGGUGUGGUUUAAACCCUCUGAUAUGAUGCUAGAUGUUGAGUCAUGUUCAUGAUUCACACUGAAACUCAUUGCCUCAGGAUGAGGGUUUGGAUUAGAGCUUGCAGCUUUCUCUGUUCAAAAGUGGCCUCAGGUCUGAUCUAGAGAAAUUAAAUUAGACUAUUUUUGUACUGCAUAAGCUCUGAGUAUUGGAAGAACAAAUAAAUGAUAAAGUGAUUUCA